Danio aesculapii is the source of this 10094-nucleotide messenger RNA. RefSeq names its product colony stimulating factor 1 receptor, a (gene csf1ra). The coding region runs from base 374 to 3316 and encodes 980 amino acids. Gene Ontology annotation, biological process: cell surface receptor protein tyrosine kinase signaling pathway; positive regulation of kinase activity; protein phosphorylation. Gene Ontology annotation, molecular function: ATP binding; macrophage colony-stimulating factor receptor activity; cytokine binding. The transcript has 22 exons. The record is from RefSeq and is a predicted model, not a curated record. Lineage: Eukaryota; Metazoa; Chordata; Actinopteri; Cypriniformes; Danionidae. Gene Ontology annotation, cellular component: CSF1-CSF1R complex; signaling receptor complex.
AAACACCGAUGCUCUGCUCUGUGAUCAUGAGUCUGUCUGAACACUGGCUGGUUUUGUUCGCGGCGCUCCAGUGCUCGGGAUCACAUUUGUUUCACUUGAGGAGCGCGAUGUCGACGGAAAACCCAAAGCAUCAUGGGAGGAGUGUGACGGUUUGAGACCUGCUCUGCUUCAGACAUCAGAUCAGCCGCUGAAGAUCUGGAGCGCUGAGGAUUUACUCACACUCAGAAUUAUUUCUCCCAUCAGCUGAUUUCUCGCUGUUGCCACAUCCUGUGAGACUGAAAUGAGAAGUCUAUACUGAAGGAGCGAAGGAUCAGUCUGUAUUUCCUCUGAGACGCCGAAGACUGCUAAACUGUUGAGCAGGAGCGGCUCUGAGAUGUUCUUCACGCUCCUAUUGCUCAUCGGGAUCCUGUUCGGUCAAGUUCAGGGUUGGUCUGAACCGCGGAUCAGACUGAACUCUGGAGCUCUGGCCGGCACAGAUGUGAUCCUGGACUCCGGAUCUCCCCUUCAGCUGGUCUGUGAGGGCGACGGUCCAGUGACAUUUCUUCCCCGUCUUGCCAAACACAAGCGCUACAUAUCCAAAGAAGCGGGGAAAAUCCGGACUUUCCGUGUGGAAAAGGCAACGGUGGACUUCACAGGAACAUACAAGUGCGUCUAUAUGAAUGAAAAUGAUUCAAACUCGUCGUCUUCAGUUCAUGUGUUUGUCAGGGAUUCUCGAGUUCUCUUUGUUUCUCCGAGUACGUCUCUGCGUUAUGUGCGGAAAGAAGGCGAAGAUCUGUUGCUCCCAUGUCUUCUGACGGACCCGGAGGCCACAGACUUCACAUUUCGCAUGGACAACGGCUCAGCAGCGCCCUACGGCAUGAACGUCACCUUCGACCCUAGAAAGGGUGUCCUGAUCCGCAACGUUCAUCCUGGAUUUAACGCCGACUACAUUUGCAGUGCUAGAAUCGGAGGAGCUGAGAAAGUGUCAAAGAUAUUCUCGAUAAACGUCAUUCAACGGUUACGUUUUCCACCAUAUGUGUACCUGAAGAGGAACGAGUAUGUAAAACUGGUUGGGGAGAGACUUCAGAUCAGUUGUACGACAAAUAAUCCAAACUUUUACUACAACGUCACAUGGACACACUCCUCAAGAACGCUGCCCAAAGCAGAAGAGAGAUCAACAAUGGAGGGCGACCGUUUAGCCAUCGAGAGCAUCCUGACCAUCCCGUCUGUUCAGCGGUCGGACACUGGGAACAUCACCUGUACGGGUCAGAAUGAAGCCGGGGCAAACAGCUCCACCACACAGCUGCUGGUUGUAGACGAGCCGUACAUUCGACUUUCACCGAAGCUCUCGUCUAAACUCACGCACCGUGGUCUGUCCAUCGAGGUGAGCGAAGGAGACGAUGUGGAUCUCGGGGUUUUGAUCGAAGCGUAUCCUCCUCUGACUUCACACAAGUGGGACACGCCCACAUCCCUUAAUGCCUCACUCCAAGAGAACAGGUUUUACAACCAUAAUGACAGGUACGAGGCACUGCUGUUCCUCAAGAGACUGAACUUCGAGGAGAUCGGCCAAUACACGCUCAAUGUCAAGAACAGCAUGAAAAAUGCCUCCAUUACUUUUGAUAUUAAAAUGUACACGAAGCCCGUUGCGAGGGUGAAAUGGGAGAACGUCACCACUCUGUCCUGUCGAUCUUAUGGAUAUCCAGCUCCCAGCAUCCUCUGGUACCAGUGCACAGGAAUCAGAACCACCUGUCCUGAAAACACCACAGAUCUGCAGCCGAUCCAGACGCAGACGGUGGAGUUCCAGAAGGAGAGUUUCGGGGCUGUUGGAGUGGAAAGUGUUCUGACCGUGGGCCCCAACCAAAGGAUGACCGUUGUCUGUGUGGCCUUUAACCUGGUCGGUCAGGGCAGUGACACCUUCUCCAUGGACGUCUCUGAUCAAAUCUUCACCAGUGCCAUGUGUGGAUCGACGGUGGCAAUGGUGUUGCUCGGGUUGCUGCUCAUCUUCAUGAUCUACAAGUACAAACAGAAGCCCAGAUAUGAGAUCCGCUGGAAAAUCAUCGAAGCCACAAAUGGAAACAACUACACCUUCAUCGACCCAACACAGCUGCCGUACAACGAGAAAUGGGAGUUUCCUCGAGACAAACUCAAACUCGGUAAGACUCUUGGCGCUGGUGCGUUUGGGAAGGUGGUGGAGGCCACAGCUUACGGUUUGGGUAAAGAGGACAACAUCACACGAGUGGCUGUGAAAAUGCUCAAAGCCAGUGCUCAUCCCGAUGAACGUGAGGCUCUGAUGUCUGAGCUGAAGAUCCUCAGUCACCUCGGCCAGCAUAAGAACAUUGUCAACCUGCUGGGCGCCUGCACACAUGGAGGGCCUGUGCUUGUCAUCACGGAGUACUGUUGUCAUGGCGACCUGCUGAACUUCCUGCGCAGCAAAGCGGAAAACUUCCUGAACUUCGUGAUGACCAUUCCCAACUUUCCUGAGCCCGUGACGGAUUAUAAGAACGUCAGCACCGAACGAAUGUUUGUGAGGAGUGACAGUGGGAUUUCCAGCACCUGCUCUGAUCACUACCUGGACAUGAGACCAGUCACAUCCAGACCAACAAACUCUGCUCUGGGUGAGUCUGCAAAGCACUUGGUCAGGAGGAACUCGUGGCCGCUGGACAUGGAUGAUUUACUCAGAUUCUCAUCUCAGGUGGCGCAGGGACUUGACUUUCUCGCUGCUAAAAAUUGCAUCCACCGAGACGUGGCGGCCAGAAACGUUCUGCUCACCAACAGCCGAGUGGCCAAAAUCUGUGACUUCGGACUGGCUCGAGACAUCAUGAACGACUCCAACUACGUAGUCAAAGGAAAUGCUCGUCUCCCAGUGAAGUGGAUGGCUCCAGAGAGCAUUUUCGAGUGUGUUUACACGGUUCAGAGUGACGUCUGGUCUUACGGGAUCAUGCUGUGGGAGAUUUUCUCACUGGGAAAGAGUCCGUAUCCAAACAUCCUGGUGGACUCAAAGUUUUAUAAAAUGAUCAAGUGUGGCUAUCAGAUGUCCAGACCUGACUUCGCUCCUCCAGAGAGUGAGUACACGAUCAUGAAGAUGUGCUGGAACCUGGACGCCGCUGAGAGACCCACAUUCAGCAAGAUCAGCCAGAUGAUCCAGAGGAUGCUGGGAGAAACACCUGAGCAACAGGACACUCAGGAAUACAAGAACAUCCCGGCUGAAGCUGAAUCAGAGCAGCAGCUGGAGUCAUGUGACCCCGUGAAGCAUGAAGACGAGUCAUUCGAGACGUCAUGUGACCAGGAAGAAGAGGACCAGCCGCUCAUGAAGCCCAACAACUACCAGUUCUGUUGAGCAUCUAGAACUAAUCAACCAAGUAACUAACAGCACAACAGCUGCAGACACACACACGUAAAGCCAGCAUUCAUUCUGUCUGUCCUCGUAUACACUCACUGGGUGAUUUUACAUGCUGGUUCUGGGUGAUUUAUAUCUCGUAAACAGUCCUGAACAAGUCUAUAUGUUGUUUUCCAGUACAAAUAUCUAAUUCUGUUCUUAAAUCAAGAGGUAUUUACUUUAAUGAGUCAAAUCAAUUCAUGAAAUCUUAUUUUGAAAGAAGUAUCUUUACAUUUUAAACAAGAAGUCUCGUGUUUUUUAAUUAAAUGUAUUUUCUGACACCACGGACAUGAAUUUUUCCCCGCAAGGUAACACUUUAAUUUAAGUACCAGUUUUCACUAAUAACUACUGCCUUAUUACCAGCUUAUAAAUAAGAUAUUAGCUGUUUAUUAGUUCUUAUAAAGUAUGAUCUUAUUGUACAUCCCUAAUCCUGCCCAGUUUAAACCCAACUACUACGUUAAUAAUUACUAAUAAGCAGCCAAUUUGGAGUUUAUUGAGCUAAAAGUCUAAUUAUCAAAAAUUGUACCUUAAAAAUAGAGUGUGAUCUUAAUUAAUUAUCUAGUCCACUUAUUAAUAUUUACGUUACGUAAUCUCUUUCUAUAUGACCCUCUAUAUGCAAGGUUGUAACAAUUUUGGGGGCUCGUCCGGGAUAUUUUAAAAAUCUUAAACCGGACUACUACCUUAACUAUUAAUAAGCAGCAAAUUAGGAGUUUAUUGAGCUAAAACUCUUAGGUAAUGGUUUGUCAAUAGUGACAAUUAUACCUUAAAAUUAUAUUUACGUUAUGUAAUCCCUUUGUAUAUGACCCUCUAUAUGUGCAAAGAAACACGUGAUUUUAGGGGGUCGUCCGGCAUCUAUUUUUUUAUUUUCUUUAAAAGUAUCAUGAGACAUUUUACAUCUCAAAUAUAUUAAUCCUGAUUUACAUAUCUUAUUAUACAUCCAUAUUCCUGCCCUAAACCCAACAACUACCUUAUUAACUAACAAUAAGCAGCAAAUUAGGAGUUAAUCAAGCUAAAAGUCUUAGGUAAUGGUUUGUUAAUAGUGACAAUUGUACCUAAUUAUUUAUACAGUUUACUCAUUUUUAUUUACGUUACCCAAUCUCUAUCUAUAUGAACUAUCUAUCUUUAAACUGGACAAUCAGUUUUUUUCCGUCAGAGCAGCAAAAAGAUGGAAUAAAAUACCAGCACAUAUCAGAGAGAGUACUACUUUUACUAAUUUUAAAAUGGUUAAAAUUUGGCUUAAACAAAAUCAAAUAUACAGCCACUGAUUUGAUUUUACUGACAAUGAUGUAUUGUAUUGUAAGUGUAUAAUGUAUUAUUUUUUACUAUUAAAUUUGUUACAACUUCCUGCCCUGGGACUACAGAUGUAAAUUAGCUUUAUAGCUAACUCUGGUACAACAUGUUGUACCAUGUCCCUGUAUAAAUAAAUAAAAUAAAUAAAUAAAUGACCCUCUAUAUGCAAGGCUGUAAAAGUUUUGGGGGGCUCAUCCGGGAUAUUUAAAUAAAAUCUUAAAAAAGUAUCGUGAGAUCAUCUCAAAUAAAUUAAUCCUGAUUUAUGAUUAUUUUACAUAUCCUAUUCUACAUCCCCAUUCCUGUCCUAAACCCAACAACUACCUUAAUAAAUAUUAAUAAGCAGCAAAUUAGGAGUUAAUUGAGCUAAAGGUCUUAGUUAAUAAUUUGUUAAAAGUGACAAUUUUUACCAAAUUAUUUAUAUAGUUCAAUCAUUUUUAUUUAUGCUACCUAAUCUCUAUCUAUAUGACCCUCUAUAUGCAAGAUUGUAACAAGAUUUUGGGGAGUGGGGGCUCGUCCGGGAUAUAUUUUUAAAACUUUCUUUAAGUAGUAUCAUGAGACAUUUUACAUCUCAAAUAACUUAAUAUUAUAAUAUACUUAUUAUUAUAUAUAAUAUUUAUAUUAUAUAUACUUUAUAAAUAUUUAGAUAUACUGGAAAACUAAGUAAAGGCAUGUUUAAAAAAAAAAAACAUCCGGUUUCACUUCCCCACCAAAUGCGUAAGUGGAAAAACACAGAGCUUAAAUCUGUGUCGUCCAACGUGCUUUUUUUGGCAAACGUGUGUCUUUUUUUGUUUUGUUACUUGAACUUCUCUGUCAUGGAUGUUUGGAAAGCAGCUUGUUCAGCGUUUCGAUGUGCAAACGCUGCAUGUUCCACUUCCACUUUACAUGCACUUCUUCUCCAGUCACCGGAAAGAAACAAACAAACAUCUGUCGUCACAUCUGUAAUAUGAAGUUUUCCAUCAGAAAAUCAGGAUUUGUUUGGCCUGAAUGUAAGAAGCGCAGGUCAAGCACUCCAUAAUCUGUGUCUCCUGCUCCAGUUCCGAAUCUAAAUGCUGUUUUAUUGCAAUGAUAGUUGAGGUCAGCGCAGGUUUACAGGACACGUUCACGUCUCCAGAUUAACUGCAGGUCAAUCGGGCGUUCUCAUUAACCACAACCCUAAAAAGCCUUCAGAACGAUACUGACUGACCGCACACGUUUAAUAGGAAGGAAAACUAAGCAUUUGUUUUUCCUCUAACUUAAAAUGACAGCUAAACAGGUUUCAUUUCAUGUUAUUGUGAACGCAUACUCAGCUAUACUUGUUUUUAUCUCAUAUUACAGAACAAACAUCACAUUAGACUUAAAAUCGAGCUGCUGUUACUUGAGAAUAAUGAUUUAAAAUCUUCUUUUAUGAAAAAUGUGCUUGUUUACUUGGAUAAUAAUGUAUUUACUUACUUAUCAUGAAGGAAUUCUGCACCUCACAUCUCUGUGUGUUUAUUUUUAAUGCAAAACUGCUACUAAUAAACUGUAUUAAGUGUUUAUGCUUAAAGUUAGCAGUGAGGUAAUGCAAUUGUUAAACUCUUAUUUCAGUUCAUAUUGCAUUGCUAGUAAAUGUACGUUGAUUUAAGAAUGUUUAGGUGUUUGUAUUGGAAAACAGAUAGCAUUAAUAUAAGAAAUACCAUUACUGUUUUUAAUCAGAAUCUUUAUUAUUUUGUUCAUACUUUAGACAGGUUAUUUUGCUUUUCGAAUAACUAAAAUGUAAUAAACUAGUGAUUAAACUUGAGCUGCUUUCAUCUCACCUAAGACUCAAGAUUGGUGCAAACUAAACUGAAACUUAACUGGCUAGCCAGCUAAUUCAGUUCUAUAGUACAGGCCCCAGUUUUGUUAUGUGUGUUGUUCUCCCCUGUGCCAUAUGGGGUUAGAUUUGUGACAAUUCUGUGUGUAAAAGAUCAUGUUUUGAGCAUUUAAAAUGUCUUGUUGCACACUCGUUAGCAGUUCUGUAUGCAAGAGAUCAUGUUUUUAGAGCGCAAAUUGGCUUAUUGCACAUCCGUUAGUAAUACAGCACACAAAAGUUCAUGUUUUGAGUGUGCAAAACGCCUUGUUGCACACACAUUAGCAGUUCUGUAUGCAAAAGGUCAUGUUUUGAGCAUUUAAAAUGGCUUGUUGCGCACUCGUUAGCAGUUCUGUACACAAAAGUUCAUGUUUUGAGUGUGCAAAAUGCCUUGUUGGAUGUGAGUAGCAUUUCUGUGAGCAAAAGAUCAUGUUUUGAACAUUCAAAAUGACUUAUUGUAUGUUUGUUAACAAUUCUGUGCACAAAAGAUCAUGUUUUGAGCAUUUAAAAUGACUUUUUGAACGUGCAUUAACAAUUCUUUGCACAAAAAAUCAUGUUUUAACCAUUAAAAAUGACAUCUUGCACUUGCGUUAACAAAUCUGUGCACAAAAGAUCAUGUUUUGAGCAUUUAAAGUGACUUCUUGCACAAGCAUUAACAAUUCUGUGUGCGAAAGAUCAUGUUUUGAGCGUUCGAAAUGACUUGUUAAACAUACAUUAGCAGUUCUGUGCACAAAAUAUCAUGUUUAGAAUGCUCAAAAUGUCUUGUUGCACAAGUGUUAGCAAUUUUGAGAGCAAAAUAUCAUAUUUUGAGUGUGCAAAAAGCCUUAUUUGCAACUCUACUUGCAAAAGAUCUUGUUUUGAGUGUGCAAAAAGCCUUGUUGCACACACAUUAGCAGUUCUGUAUGCAAAAGGUCAUGUUUUGAGUGUGCAAAAUGUCGUUGCACACGCAUUAGCAAUUCUGCACGCAUAAGAUCAUGUUUUGUAGUGAUGUGAUGUUGUGAACUGAGGCUUCAAAGCAUAUAUCAAAAAAAAGAUUCAUCUCGCAGUAAAGCAGUAUACCGGAGCUUGAUUUGUUUGCCAUAAUCAUGUGAUCAGUGACGUCCGAAGCUUCAUUUUCACCUAUACCCACGUGACUGCUUCAGAUUUUGAUUCAAAGGUUUAAACACCUUUGUGAGUUAGUAACGUUUAUAGCGAGAGAUUACGCGUCGAUUACAUACAUCUCUGCUGUUUCAAAGCACUGCACCGGUCCCACGCACCAGUAAUUCAACUAAAAUACAGUAGUAAUUUAUAGUAAAAAGCUUUUGAACUAUAUUAAAGUGUAUUAUUUAUGUAUGUUUUUAAAGAAGGCCACUGCAUAUUAUAGUAUAGUGUGUAACGGAAGCUAGCUGGCUAGCCCAGUCCAAAAGCCUCACUCCCAUAGCCUCCUCCUUACAGUGCACUCACACCGAAGGCGGUGAGAGCGUCAAAGGUCGCUCUGGCCGCCCUGGCGUCAACGCUGUCUGUCUUCAGCUCCGGGGGCAAGAGCGUUAAAAUUCGCUACAUUGAUCUCGUAUUUAAAGGAGCCGUUGCAGCAUAUCAUAUCAGUUACACUUCCACAUACAACAUGCUUUGUAGCGUGAAAAUGUUGCGCACUUCUUAUCAAAUUUAAUUAACAAUGGAAGAUCAAGUUGCAUGUGGUGCAGCUUUGCUCCACUUAAUUAUCCAAUGUCUCCACAUGUCUGAAAUAUCCUGAAGCAGCAAUACUGUUUUGUACUGUCGCAUGAGAUUCCCGCUUUUUUAAAGACAAAUUUAUAACAUUAAUGCACAUCAGUAACUUUUUAAAUGUAUGUUUAUGUAAGAAAACAAACAAUUGGAAAACUGACGAAAGCAAUAAUCAAACCCUUGGGAGCAACUGUUCACAAGUUCACAGGACUUUAUUUUCUGGACUCUUCUAAUGCGGUGGACUUAUACAUUCUGAUUGGUUGCCCCCGAACCGCAUCAUAGUUCAUUACCAUAAAGUUGACUUGAUUUUUUCUCAACGCCCACACCAGCAAAGACGCGUCGCGCUGCUCCUUGCCGCUUAUCGCAGCCGGCUCGCAUUGAAAAUGAAUGACUUCCGGCUACUUUGAUGCUCUCACUGCUUUCGCUGUGAACAUACGGUUAGAGCGUUCACCUCCCAUGCAGGACUCGCUGGUUCGAUGCCCGCUAGGAACGAGUGUGUGGGUGUAGGACCGAUUGGAAUACCAUAAACGUAUACGUUUGAACACCUUGGAUUUUACUACAGUCAUCGGUGGUGUAAUGUAACCCCUCACAUGUUAAUACAGUAAUUUUUAUAUUACCAUUGUUCUAUUACUACAUGAAUGAGCUGGUCAGUUGUAAACGUUUAACAUAUUUCAACACGCUGCUUUCCCAUGCUUAAACCUAGUGUUUCCCAACCCUGUUCCUGAAGGCACACCAACAGUCCACAUUUUCAACCUCUCCCUAAUCAAACACACCUGAAUCAUCUUCUCACAACAUCAGAAGAGACUCCAAAACCUGAAGUUAAUGGGUCAGAUAACAGAGACAUCCAAAAUAUGUACUGUUGGUGUGCCUCCAGGAACAGGGUUGGGAAACACUGCUUUAACAAGAAGAGGUCCUAAUUGAGCUCUGAUUUGGAAAGCUUCGACUAACGAACCUUUUUCCGAUACAAUUGAGUCGAACGGUUCACUAGUUCAGAAAGAUUCAUUUCACCAUCACCAUCACACGCACAAAUGCUUCUUGCCCGCUCAAAAAAUGACCUUUUUUUUGCACAGAAACAUGAAAUUUUGUGAGCGGAAUUGUCACAAAGCUAACUCCAUAGUGCCACGCCCUUGUUAACUGUUAAUUAUUGUCUCCUCCCCCUUGUUUACCCUAACUGUUGGCACCUGUAUAAAAGACCCUUGUGUUUCAGUCAGUGUUGUUAAUGUUGCUCUUAUGUACGAGCUCCUGUUGUUUUCUCUGUUCCUGUUCGUUUGUGGAUUAUGGAAUAGUAUUUUUACAGAAAGUGGAUCCUCUUAGCAUGUUUUUGCCUUCACACACACACACACACACACACACAUAUAUAUAUAUUACUACUCGUGUGUAUAUAUAGUUAUAGUAUAUCUAGAAAAUGUAGUUCUCAAAAUAAAUCUUUACCUUUAUUUCUCCAAGUAUUUUCCUUCACUGUAGCAUUAAACACUGCCAGAGAAUCUUUAUAGAUUGCAUUAAAAUGUGAUUAACCAGCGGUCUACUGUAUAAGCAGAAAAGACCCGAUGUUUUCUUUCUGAAAGCACAAACUGCCAUGUUUAUAUGUUCAUAUUAUGAGAAAUGUUUAUGCAAUCUUUUUUUUUAAUGGUCAACGUGUUGUAUAUGAGAUUUGUUGAUUAUAUUCAUGUCAUGUCUUACUGUUUAUCUGUGUGUUAAUAGUCCUUCAAAGCCUUAUCAUGAAUGAAAGCUGCACCUCGCAUUUCCUCAACUGUGUUUUUUAUUUUUAAUAUAAAUACUACUGAAUGCUACUAAUAAACAGUGUAAAGCGAAUGCUGUUAACGGUAAAAGUACAUUAUAUUUUUGGAGUGAUUGUUGUGAGAGCACUGGAUGUCUGUGACUGCUGAUCACGAAAAUGCCUUCAAUGAGUAAGUCUUAUAAUAAUAAAUACUGUCCUUUUCAGAG